Podospora anserina S mat+ is the source of this 516-nucleotide messenger RNA. RefSeq lists its product as uncharacterized. Gene Ontology annotation, cellular component: mitochondrion; glycine cleavage complex; cytoplasm. The transcript is spliced from 2 exons. The coding region runs from base 1 to 516 and encodes 171 amino acids. Lineage: Eukaryota; Fungi; Ascomycota; Sordariomycetes; Sordariales; Podosporaceae. Gene Ontology annotation, biological process: protein lipoylation; glycine decarboxylation via glycine cleavage system. The record is from RefSeq and is a predicted model, not a curated record.
AUGGCCUCCAUUGCCCGGUACCUAAGGGCUGCUCGCCCAUCAGCCUUCGCUGCCGUGAGGAGCUCUGCUUCCCGCACCGUUGCUGCCCGCCCAUUUUCCGUCACCGCAUCCAACGAGAUCAGGAAAUACACCAAGGAGCACGAAUGGAUUGACCUCGCCGCCGACAAGAAGACCGGCGUCAUCGGCAUCAGCGAGUACGCCGCCAAGGCCCUCGGUGACCUCGUCUACGUCGAGCUCCCAGAGGAGGGCAGGACCGUCAACAAGGGCGACGCUAUCGGUGCCGUCGAGUCGGUCAAGAGUGCCGCCGACAUCAACGCCCCCGUGAGCUGCAAGAUCACCCAGAUCAAUCUCGUGCUCGAGGAGAAGCCUGGCAACCUCAACCAGGUCCCUGAGGAUGACUCCCACGGCGGCGGCUGGAUCGCCAAGGUCCAGGUUGACGAGCAGGGCCUCCAGGACUUUGAGACCCUGAUGGACUCUGAGCAGUACAACGAGUUUACUGCCAACGAGGACCACUAA